Molecule: messenger RNA, 1195 nt
Organism: Xyrauchen texanus (razorback sucker)
Lineage: Eukaryota; Metazoa; Chordata; Actinopteri; Cypriniformes; Catostomidae
Product: pro-opiomelanocortin-1-like
Exons: 3
Coding region: 119-772 (217 amino acids)
Biological process (GO): neuropeptide signaling pathway
Cellular component (GO): extracellular region
Molecular function (GO): neuropeptide hormone activity
Source: RefSeq, a predicted model, not a curated record
CAAAUACACACUCAAUCAGACCGAUCAGUUAAAGUCAGAGAGAAGAGAAUCUUGAACAAGGAGCAAUUGUUCUGAGAGCAACUAAAUUCUCUCUGUACAACAUAUAGGGAGAGUAAGGAUGAUGUGUCCUGCUUGGUUCUUGGCUCUGGCUGUACUUUGUGCAGGUGUAUCUGAUGUUAGAGGACAGUGUUGGGAGAACACUCGCUGUAGAGACCUCAGCACUGAGGAGAACAUCUUGGACUGCAUCCAGCUAUGCAAGUCUGAUCUGACAGAUGAAACCCCUGUCUACCCUGGAGAAAACCAUCUGCAGCCUCCCUUCGAGCCAGAGCAAAAUGAGGUCCUCGCACCUCUAUCCACCAUUGCCUUCGUUCCCACUGCUGAGCAAAUGGCUCCAGAAUCCAGCACUCGGCAAGAGCACAAACGCUCUUACUCCAUGGAGCAUUUCCGUUGGGGCAAGCCAGUGGGCCGCAAGCGCCGACCCAUCAAAGUCUAUACCAAUGGUGUAGAGGAGGAAUCUGCUGAGACCCUGCCAGCUGAGAUGAGGCGUGAGCUGUCGACCAAUGACAUUGACUACCCUCUUGAGGAGAACACCUUGAGCCAGCAGGAGAAGAAGGAUGGCUCUUACAAAAUGAACCAUUUCCGCUGGGGUGGACCACCUGCCAGCAAGCGCUAUGGAGGUUUCAUGAAGUCCUGGGAUGAGCGCAGUCAGAAACCCCUUUUCACGCUCUUCAAAAAUGUUAUUAACAAAGACCAUCAGAAGAAGGACCAGUGAGGUGUACAAGAGAGGUUUUGGGUGUAGAGAAUUGUUUUUAAUGUACCCCUGAUAAAUUUAUUUCCAGCAAACAUCUAGAUGAGAAGAUAUCUUAUAAUGCACAGUAAACAAUAGAAAAGUGGGUGAGUUGUCUUGAAUAGCACAUAAUUCUUUGGGUCGUCAGCUUUUUUCACAUUGUAAUCAACAAUAAAUUCUGAAUACUGUAUAUAGAAAUGCUGUGGUGAUUAAAUACUGGCUAGAGGCUAAGUGGAUCUUAUUUACUGAAAUGUACCAUACUGUAAAUUUAGAAAAUGUGAUGCAUAAAGUAUUCUGUUUGAAGCAGAGCAGAACACACUGGACCAUUUCUGAGAAGCAAAUUCACAUUAAAACCAUUACCAUACAUAUUCUUAUUUCACAAUAUGUACAGUUGCCAAUAAAGCUAUA